Molecule: messenger RNA, 7240 nt
Organism: Mus pahari (shrew mouse)
Lineage: Eukaryota; Metazoa; Chordata; Mammalia; Rodentia; Muridae
Gene: Mtmr3
Product: myotubularin related protein 3
Exons: 22
Coding region: 418-4035 (1205 amino acids)
Biological process (GO): dephosphorylation; regulation of autophagy
Molecular function (GO): phosphatidylinositol-3,5-bisphosphate 3-phosphatase activity; metal ion binding; phosphatidylinositol-3-phosphate phosphatase activity
Source: RefSeq, a predicted model, not a curated record
CGCGCUCUGUGUGGCCGCUGCCGCCAUGUUGUUGUGGUUGUGAGAAGGCGGCGGCGGCGGCGGCGGAGCAGCCGGCGGAGACGCUCCAGCGGCCCAGGCGCUGGCCCCCGCCGACCCUGGCUGGCAGCCUCCUGGGGUGGCGGAGGAGGCCGUGCGGUGGCGGGCCUCGCCAUGUCCUGCCGCCUGAUUUCCUUGUGAAACCUUGUAGAAGAAAAAGUUCUCAGGACGAUAUUCAUUUGUGCUUCAGAGUCACAGACUGGUGCAAGCUGGCUAGCUAGAGAACAAAAUCAGUGAACCCCCAGUUCAGCAGCAGAUCCUGCCUUAGUAAAUAAAGUGUAAAAGGCCUCAAGCAGAAGAGAAAGAAGAGCAUUGUCAUAGACUGAAGAAGGACACGGUCUCUCCUGACCUGGCCCGGUCAUGGAUGAAGAGAUGCGGCAUAGCCUUGAGUGCAUCCAGGCCAAUCAGAUCUUUCCCAGGAAGCAGCUGAUCCGGGAGGAUGAGAAUCUUCAGGUUCCUUUCCUUGAACUUCAUGGAGAGAGCACAGAGUAUGUGGGCCGUGCUGAGGAUGCCAUUAUUGCCCUUUCUAACUACAGACUGCACAUCAAGUUUAAGGAGUCUCUUGUUAAUGUUCCAUUACAGCUUAUAGAAAGCGUUGAAUGCCGUGAUAUAUUUCAGCUUCAUUUGACAUGCAAAGAUUGCAAAGUUAUCAGGUGUCAGUUCCCAACCUUUGAGCAAUGUCAGGAUUGGCUUAAGAGAUUGAACAAUGCAAUCCGACCACCUGGUAAAAUAGAAGAUCUCUUCUCAUUUGCAUACCAUGCUUGGUGCAUGGAGGUCUACGCCAGUGAAAAGGAGCAGCAUGGAGACCUGUGCAGACCAGGGGAACAUGUGACGUCAAGGUUUAAGAAUGAAGUGGAGCGGAUGGGUUUUGAUAUGAACAAUGCCUGGAGGAUUUCCAACAUCAAUGAGAAAUACAAAUUAUGUGGUAGUUAUCCACAAGAGCUCAUAGUACCUGCUUGGAUCACUGACAAAGAACUGGAAAGUGUGGCAGGCUUCAGAUCCUGGAAGCGCAUCCCUGCUGUCAUCUACAGGCACCAGAGCAAUGGAGCUGUCAUUGCCCGCUGCGGACAACCAGAGGUUAGCUGGUGGGGCUGGCGAAAUGCUGAUGAUGAACAUCUAGUGCAGUCAGUGGCCAGAGCCUGUGCUUCUGACUCCCAGUCAAGUAUCAGCAAGGUUUCCACUCGGAACAGUUGUCGAGACUUUCCCAAUGCAGGGGAUCUUUCAGAUGUGGAGUUCGAUUCCUCUCUGUCAAACCCGUCAGGAGCAGAGAGUUUAGCUCUCCAACCCCAGAAGCUUUUGAUCUUGGACGCUCGCUCCUAUGCAGCAGCUGUGGCAAAUAGAGCCAAAGGAGGAGGCUGUGAGUGCCCAGAGUAUUAUCCUAACUGUGAAGUUGUGUUUAUGGGAAUGGCAAACAUACAUUCUAUCCGGAGGAGUUUCCAGUCUCUGCGACUGCUGUGUACACAGAUGCCAGAUCCUGGAAAUUGGCUUUCUGCUCUUGAAAGUACAAAGUGGCUCCAUCACCUGUCUGUGCUUCUGAAGUCGGCACUUCUUGUGGUGCAUGCUGUGGACCGUGAUCAGCGACCAGUGCUGGUGCACUGCUCAGAUGGCUGGGAUCGGACUCCCCAGAUUGUGGCCCUAGCUAAGCUCCUACUUGACCCUUAUUACCGAACCAUAGAGGGUUUCCAAGUCCUUGUGGAGAUGGAGUGGCUGGACUUUGGCCAUAAGUUUGCUGACCGGUGUGGUCACGGGGAGAACUCAGAUGAUCUGAAUGAGCGUUGUCCAGUGUUUCUACAAUGGCUGGACUGUGUUCAUCAACUUCAGAGGCAAUUCCCUUGCUCUUUUGAGUUCAAUGAAGCAUUCCUUGUGAAACUGGUACAGCAUACCUAUUCCUGUCUCUUUGGAACAUUCCUGUGCAACAACGCCAAAGAGAGAGGGGAAAAGCAGACUCAGGAACGGACAUGCUCUGUGUGGUCGCUUCUUCGAGCAGGCAACAAGGCUUUCAAAAACCUACUGUAUUCAUCUCAGUCAGAAGCCGUGCUCUACCCCGUGUGCCAUGUGCGGAAUCUGAUGCUGUGGAGCGCAGUGUACCUUCCCUGCCCAUCCCCGUCUACCCCCACAGAUGACAGCUGUGCACCAUACCCAGUCCCAGGCACCAGCCCUGAUGAGCCCCCACUGAGCCGGCUACCCAAGACUAGAUCAUUUGACAAUCUGACUACAACCUGCGAAAACAUGGUGCCACUGGCCAGCCGGCGCAGCAGUGACCCCAGCCUGAAUGAGAAGUGGCAGGAGCACGGGCGCUCGCUGGAGCUGAGCAGCUUUGCCAGCACUGGGGAAGAGGUGCCUGCUAUGGACAGCCUGCGCAAGCCCAGCAGGCUGCUCGGAGGUGCUGAGCUGUCUGUGGCAGCCGGUGUGGCUGAAGGGCAAAUGGAGAACAUUUUGCAAGAGGCCACCAAAGAGGAGAGUGGGGUAGAAGAGCCUGCCCACAGGGAGCACACUGAGGUGCCAGAGGUCAAAGAGGAGCCACCCUUAGCAAAAGAAAGUAGGAUGGCAGCCGAGGGCCCCGUUGUACUUUACCAAGAACCACAGCUGGAUGGUGCUGCUUUAAGAAGCCAUCUAGGCCCCAGCCUGUCUUUGUUCUCCCAGGGUAUUCCUGAACAUCAGGAUGGGCAUGAUGUUCUCUCUAGUUCACUCCAACCUCCUCUCAGGGGAGAGGACUCCCAGGAGGUCCCUGUAGAACAGCCUCAAGUAGAGAAUAUUGCAAAGGACAGGGAGAAUAUAGCUCCUGCUGUCCCAGUAGAUGCAAAAGUUGGCCUUGGUACCUUACAGUCUAGUUCUCUGCUGCCUUCCCAAGUCCCAUUUGAGACAAGAGGACCACACAUGAACAACUCCGUGCAUAUGUUACUAGAAGAUAAGGUGAAGUCAGAAAGUAGGCCCCAGCUCCAUCACAGACCUUGCCCGGUAAGCAGUGGUAGAUUCAGUGGCAAGGACAUGCUUCCUGUAGCACCAGAGCCCAGGUCUGCUGAGAGGCCCCAAUGGGACUCUGUGCUACACAGGACUUCACCCCCUGGCAACACCCUUAGCCUGAUGCAGGCUCCUUGUGCCUUGCCGUUAGAUAAGUGUAGACAGGGAAUUGUGUGCAACGGUGCCCUAGAGACUGAAAACAAGGCCUCAGAACAGCCUGCAGGGUUUGACACCCUUCAGAAGUACCCCACACCCAAUGGGCAUUGUGCCAAUGGGGAGGCUGGGAAGAGCAAGGACUCACUGAGCCACCAGCUGUCUGCCACAAGCUGUGGCUCUGCUCACUUGUACUCAAGGAACUUGCCCCACAAGUGGCUGAAUAGCCACUCAGGGAGGCCAUCCACGACCAGCAGCCCUGACCAGCCUUCCCGCAGCCACCUGGAUGACGAUGGCAUGCCUGUGUACACGGACACAAUCCAACAGCGCCUGCGACAGAUAGAAUCUGGCCACCAGCAGGAAGUGGAGACCUUGAAGAAACAAGUCCAGGAGUUGAAGAGUCGCCUGGAGAGCCAGUACCUGACCGGCUCUCUGCGCUUCAAUGGAGACUUUGGAGAUGAAGUGACUUCAAUCCCCGACUCGGAAAGCAAUCUGGAUCAGAACUGUUUGUCUCGCUGCAGCACAGAGAUUUUCUCUGAAGCCAGCUGGGAGCAGGUGGAUAAACAGGACACAGAGAUGACUCGUUGGCUACCUGACCACCUGGCUGCCCACUGCUAUGCCUGUGACAGUGCCUUCUGGCUCGCCAGUAGGAAACACCACUGCAGGGAUACUGACCGUGUUGAUCAAACGUGGAAUUGUGGGAAUGUAUUCUGCUCCAGUUGUUGUAACCAGAAGGUUCCAGUUCCUAGCCAGCAGCUCUUUGAACCCAGUCGAGUGUGCAAGUCUUGCUAUAGCAGCCUCCAUCCCACAAGCUCCAGCAUUGACCUUGAACUGGAUAAGCCUAUUGCUGCCACUUCAAACUGAAGCUCAGUGACCUGGGGGAGCAGAGGCCAUGCUGCUGUUCUUUUAACAGGCUCAUACACAGCCUGGGCAGUCCAAGAGGCCCAUACAUUUUGGAAUGGGGGCAUGGAACAACCUGUACAGAGAUUGGGAUGUACCACUGGAUUGUAAAUUGAUUUUUGUUUCAUCUCCCCUUCCCUUCCAUCCUCUUCUUUGCCUUCUAAAAAGAAAAAUACCCCAGUUGUCUUAAUUUUUUUUUUAAUGGAAGCCCAGAGGUUACCAGGCUGAGCCGCUUGCUGUCAGUCAUUCUGUGAGAUCACUCAGUGCUUCCCUGUGGGAGGAGCCAGAAUGAAGGCCUGAGACAGCAGGACAGAAAGCCAGCCUAACAUUAGUAACCAUUCUUCACAUCCCACUAUGGCAGAGUUGACUGGCAAGCCUUUGCUGCUGGGGAGGCUGGAAGCCCUUUUCUAGAGAGUACUGUUCCUGAGAGGGAUAGGGCCGUCCCACCUCACAGACGAAAAGCAGGAUGGCGUUGGGAGGAAGGCACACAGUGAGCUACUCCCCAGGCCUCACUUUGGAACGAGAGGUAUGUGCUGCUUUUGAGUUAACUGAGGGGCUAGAUGGCUGACGUGUUGGCCCACGUGGAUCCCAACUUUAGCAUGACCAAGAUCGGGUAGGGCUCUCUCUGCCUCCUGGGCUUCCAGACCGAAAGGUACAGACUGGCCAAAAAGCGGUGUCCUCCUGCAGUGGUCAAGGCCUACACUGAGUGAGGCACCUGGGAGCCCCCUCUGGGUCCUAGUUCUACAAGCAAUCUCUUCCUCAGCCACCACAGGGAAAUCCAGACUCAGGGUUCCACAAGUCUCCUAUUCCCAAAGCAAACCAAUCAUGCAUCUCCCCUUGUGGGACAGAAUCCCCACAGUUCCAAAGCUCUCCACACAAUCAGCCUUCCUUUUCUACUUCUGGGACAGCAGGAAGGACCCAGGAGUCCCUUGUCCUGCUUCUGGCUGCCUGAGUGGGCACAUGUCUGACUCCUGCUAUCUAUCAAUGAAGAGCCCUUGAUGAUUGUAGGGCUCUAAGAAAAUGACAUGGCCUGGAGGAGAUUCAGGGUACCUUUCCCCAGUGAGCUUUGAUGUGGUUCAAAAAGAGCCUUAAACCAGUAGUUCUCUGUGGUGGAGGUGGGCAUGGGAAGGGUGGAGAGCAGUUUUGGUUUGUGCUUUGAAUUGUUGGCAUCUGUGUUUGUGACCAUCCCACCCCCCAAGGGUGAUGCUUAGCUCUGCUAAGAGCUGCAAACUGGUAACAGAGCAGAUUAUAGUGUGGGGGCAGGGUGAAGUUGGGAGACACCUCAGUUCUAGCCUAGCCUAUAUCCUUGCCCCUCCCCUCUGGACGCUGUUACCUGGCCAUGGGCCUUCUGUGUCUCAGGAAGGUGGCUUCUGCAUGUUCCUCAGUAUGGAUGCAAGAAACCAGAAGCCUUCCCUAGUCUGCUGAAGGGAAGGCUGGAGUAUCGAGUAUUGCUCAUCCCUCCGGGAGCAAGUCAGGCAGAGGCCGAGCUUAGUGAAACAGGGUGAAGUGCUCCAUGCUCUCUCUGGUCUGGAGUAGGGGUGGGAAAAGGUUGGCAUAAUUGAAGAUUGUGCAGUUCCUAGUGACGGGUGCCAAGAGGGUAUGAUACGGGUUUCUUGGGUCUGUUGUACAGUGUGAAUAAAUGCUUGCAGCUCUUAGCCCUUUUUGAUCAAUGAAGCACUUUUUUUAUUAAUAUUUUCUUUGUAUGUAAAGGAGGAACCAUAACUCUCCGUAGCUGUACAUAUAACCCUUUUCUCCUAAAGAGGAGUCAGUGCUCCUAUAUUUUUCAUUUUUUGUCAAAGCAAGAAGUAAAUACUUUAGAAUUGUUAAAUAUAUAGAUAAAGUGAAUAAAGUUGAGUGUCCGCACGGUGGCAUCUGCAAACGAGUUCUAAUUCUUUGCCCUGUAGUUUAAACUCUCUUUGUCCCUUUUCCCCUGACAUAGGAGCAGUGGUUUGAGGAACUGCUGGGAGUUUGACCUUAAGCAAAGGAAAACUGCACAUUUCAGCCCAGACCUUGGCAAAGGGACCUCCCAGGAUGCCCAGGCACUCUAGUCCACUUUCUCAAGGAUUUGCCUGUGAGGUCUGCCAGGCUGAGAGAGGGCAGAGCACUGGUCAUCAUAAGGACCAACUGCAUAUCCAUAGUAGUCAGUGUACCUCCAGCCUGGAGUCUCCUUUCCUUUCAAAUGGGAACUUGUCAUUUAACACAGGCUGGCACACAUGCUAUUUGUAAGGCCACUGAGCCUAGCAGCAGCUGACUGCCCUAGGGCUAAGAACCUCUUAAGUGCUUAGAACCUUGGGUGUUUAUACCUAGCUCACAGCUAAGACCUGGAAAGCAGCCAUUGGAAUUUUUUUAAGCAUUUACUUAUUUUUCAACAACCAAAGAGCAGUGAGCUCCUAACCAUAGUAAUCCAUCCAGUCCCUAGCAUGUGAUUUCAGGUAUUACAUGUAGUGAUUGAUUUAGUCAUUCAUUAUGUGCUUAUGUGCAUGUACUUAUGUGCAUGUGUUGUUUGUGACAUGGCACAUGUGUGGCAAUUAGAGGACAAUCUAGCAUUCGGUUUGCUCUUUCCAUAUGUGAUCUGGGGAUCAAAAUUGUCGUGCCUGGUGACAAGCACAUUUGUUAUCUGCACCAUUCUGUCAACUCAGUCUUGGUAAAUACAGUGCCACAAAGCCUCACUGCUGGCUUUUCUGGCAGGAACCUCACCACUUCAAGGAUCGGAUGCAGAGAUAAGUGACAGACAGCAUCAACCAGAUGGCACGGGGUCCUUCUUCCAGCUGCACUUGGCUUUUCCCCCGGUCCUAAGCCUGAAAAGCAAGUUCUUGAAGUCUCUUCCUCCGGAAGAGCUUCUUGUCUUCCUGCCCUUCGUUUUCCUAGAAGGCCAACUCCCAUGCCAUUCCUUCACUGGUUCUUGAGGCCCCAGGUUCUGCUCCUGUCCCCAGGGGCCACCCCCCAUCCAUCUGGCUUUCUCAUCCUUACAGUGCACCUGCACUGAUACUCCCAGUCCCGAGGCUGCCCCUGUACUGUACCCCUUGCUGCUCCCUGGGUGCAUGAGUCCUCGAGUCACAGCUCUCUGACCUGGAACACUUGCUUCCUAGAAGCCUGAGACAUCAGGCUAGGGGUGGCUCAGUGUUGGGACAUUUCUUAACAUCAGUAACCUGAAUCAACAAGGUCUCUC